UCUGAAGGUUCUGAAGAUCCAGAAAGAGAGUGAAACACGCCCGCCCGAUGUUAUGUGAUCAGCUGUCAUAUUGUGGUACAGAUUGUAAUUCGCUACUCGGUUAUGAUAAUUAAUUUCUCAUAUAUUUAGAAUGCUUCGUUCGGUAGCUUGCUUAACAAUCCGGCAUCUAUCUCGUGUCCCACUUUCUACCGGAGUCAUAUCGAAACCCGUAACUGACAUCAGUGCACUCUCGAGAAAUUUUUCCACUCUUCUGCAGAUUAGCAAUGCUGCGGGGCAGCGCACUCCAUUCACGAUCACGGCCCAGGUUGGUCUACUAGCGAAUCCUCAAGUCCUGAACACAGCGAAAUGCAUUGCGCCCAACCAACAGCUUCAGCCCUCCCGCACGGUCAUAAAAUUCUCCAGACAGAAAGGCAAAAGGAAAACCGUCAAAGCGGUUAUAAAGCGUUUCAAGAGACUCGACUGGGGCGGAUGGAUCCGCACCAAGGCUGGCCGACAUAAGCAUCUGUGGAAGAAAUCUGCGGCACGAAAACGGCGUCUGCGACAGCACGUGUUUGUCAACUCCCAGCAAGCGACCCUACUGGAUAAGAUGGUCACCAAGUAUUGGAAGAGACCAAAGCACUACAUCAACGAUCCGUACACGCCGUAUCACACAAGGGAAGAAUUGCGGGAAACGCGGCGCAACCCAUUGCAAUAUUAGACAGCAUUGUUAUGGGGCUUUCUCUAAGCGUAAAUAAAGUAUUCGUUCGAAAUGUAUAAUCAAAGCGCGUUAGCAAU
Molecule: messenger RNA, 774 nt
Organism: Toxorhynchites rutilus septentrionalis
Lineage: Eukaryota; Metazoa; Arthropoda; Insecta; Diptera; Culicidae
Gene: mRpL35
Product: 39S ribosomal protein L35, mitochondrial
Exons: 2
Coding region: 131-697 (188 amino acids)
Biological process (GO): translation
Cellular component (GO): mitochondrion; ribosome
Molecular function (GO): structural constituent of ribosome
Source: RefSeq, a predicted model, not a curated record